AUGGUGAGCGUAAAUGUGGCGCUGUGCAGCGGGCAGUUUGCCAUGAGUGUUCUUCAAACAUUUUUCAUGUUUUAUUAUGUGAAAGUGUAUUUGAACAUAUUCAAAAUCGAUGAGUUCUGGUUUGCCAUCACCCAGGGCCUGUUUAUUGUGUGGAAUGCGCUCAACGAUCCAAUUUUCGGUUACGCACAGGAUACCAGCAGUACUUGGUUCCAUUGUCGCACAAAAGUAAUAUCAUUCUUUGGUCCAUUCCUUGCCGCAUCAUUCUUACUUUUGUGGUUUCCAUGGGGAAGCGCCAAUCAGUCAUUUUCUUACAUUAUUGGAUUACAGUUACUAAUUGGUCUUUUUAUGUAUGAUGCAUUUUACAGUUGUAUAAAUGUUGCCUGGAGUGCUCUGUUUGCGGAGGCGACGUUCAGUCGUUUUGAGCGUAUUUCGGCCGUGAAAUAUUCCCAGUUUGCAGUACUUUUGUCUGUCAACAUCGUGCCACUCACUGAGAAAAUAACCGGUGGACUAAAUGACUUCUUCGCCUUUCAGUGCAUUAGUAUUGCCGUUGCUGUAUUGGCUGUUGUUUGCUUCAAAGUUACUGGCUCACUGAAACAUCAAAAGAAGGGGACAAAGCAUGAUGAUUUUUUUUCUCUGGUAGUGCCAUCACGGGGCAAAUUCCAGCAGAAUGGGACAAAGCAUGAUGAUUUUUUUUCUCUGGUAGUGCCGUCACGAGGGAAAUUCCAGCAGAAUGUUUUGUAUGCGCUAAAAUUAAUGAAGCAGGUUUUAACAAGGCGUGAUUUUCGAAUCAUUGCCGGAACAUACUUCCUUCAUGCUUGCAGCCAGACAAUUAAGAUUCACAAGGGAGCCCUUAGUGGAACAGUAAACUUGAUCAUUCUCCCAGAUAUUGUGGUCAACCUUUCCUUGUUAACACGGUUCAAAAGAAAUGAUUUCAGAUCUACCGCUCAUUUAAACUUUGCUGCCAUAACAAUUAAGCUGCUUAUCCCUGAACAGGUUAUGAUGAAAGGGUCGUGGCGGAUGAGCUUAUUCUAUGCUGCUUGUACUCUCCUCCCUCAAGUUUGUCAUAACUUUGAUUAUUACGAUUCAAAUUUUUCCUCCGAUUUUUUACAUUAAAA
Molecule: messenger RNA, 1115 nt
Organism: Gongylonema pulchrum
Lineage: Eukaryota; Metazoa; Nematoda; Chromadorea; Rhabditida; Gongylonematidae
Source: the annotation of a GenBank genome assembly